AUGUAAAAAAAAAAGCGCUCCGGGUAGUCAAGAGUUUCCUAUGAAAUUUCCGAAACAUCAUGCUGAAUUUGAAAUAUGAAUUUAUUAUUUUUUCGGUGUUUUAAAUCAGCAGGUAUUCCAGGAAGAUGAUUAUAAGACACCUGCGCUCACAAUUAUACAGAUGAAUUACACUCGGUUCCCCAGUAUACUAAGUGUAUUGUGUUAAACAGCUGCCUGCCUUAAUGAGUUGAAUAUAACUACGAUGUAUAUAAUAUGUGACGAAAAGAAAAGUUCCAUUACAUUAUAUAUUUUACAGAUUUAACAAAGACUUCUGCCAUUGUGUAUGUAGCCGUAUUCAGUGGUAUACAAAAGUAUCACCAUGAUGCGAUUUUUUUGUUCCAUCUUUUAUUGAAUGGAAACAACAGGACAACACCCUGUAAUAGCAUAAAUACAACAGGAGAAAACCCUGCAAUAACAUAAAUAAAACAAGAGAAAACCGUGUAAUAACAUAAAUACAACAAGAGAAGACUCUGUAAUAACAUAAAUAUAACAGGAGACUCUGUAAUAACAUAAAUACAACAGGAGAAGACCGUGUAAUAACAUAAAUACAACAGGAGAAGACCGUGUAAUAACAUAUAUACAACAGGAGAAAACCGUGUAAUAACAUAAAACAACAGGAGAAGACCGUGUUAUAACAUAAAUACAACAGGAGAAGACCGUGUAAUAACAUAAAUACAACAGGAGAAGACCGUGUAAUAACAUAAAUACACCAGGAGAAGACCGUGUAAUAACAUAAAUACAACAGGAGAAGACCGUGUAAUAACAUAAAUACAACAGGAGAAGACCGUGUAAUAACAAAAAUACAACAGGAGACUCUGUAAUAACAUAAAACAGCAAGAGAAGACCGUGUAAUAACAUAAAUAUAACAGGAGAAGACCGUGUAAUAACAUAAAUACAACAGGAGAAGACCCUGAAAUAAUAUAAAUACAACAGGAGAAAACCGUGUUAUAACAUAAAUACAACAGGAGAAGACCGUGUACUAACAUAAAUACAACAGGAGAAAACCGAGUUAUAACAUUAAUAAAAAAUAUGGGACUGGCUGUUGUCAUGUAAUUUGAUAUAUAAUUUCAUACGAAAAAUGCAUGUUUCAUGGGAACAUAAUUAGCUCAUUUGUAUCGCAUAUAUUGCACAAACUAGCCAUGUUGUUUUGCUCAUAGGUGUCUUAAGCACAAACUAGGAACAUUGUUUGACCAGAUUUGACUCCAUUAUAUGUAAAAACACUGUUUUUAUUUUGACCGUGAAAUGCAAAUGGCGAUCGUGAAUGAUAUCACACAAAAAUGGCAUAUAAGGCGGUAUUUUAAACAUCAAAAAUGCUCUUAUUAGACACUAUAAACAACUCUGAAAAUGGUAUGCUUUUAGAAAAAGAUUUUCAACCGUUGAGUUUGGAGUAAAAUAUGCCUAUAUCUGAAAACUCACCAAUUUGACUUAAACAGAUCCUUGUUACUAUGAUUAAAAGUCUUAAAAGUAUGAUAAAGGAGCAUUUUUAUUGAUACAAAAAACCUCCCUUUAUGACAUAUUUGUGUAAUGUUAUUCACAGCCACCAUUUUGCAUUUCAAGUUCAAAACAAAAUAAGCGCUUAUACGUACAUAAAGUAAGAUCCGGGUCAAAUGAAAGUUCCUACCCUGUGUUAUAGACAAUAGUGAGCAUAACAACUUGGCUAUUUUCCAGGUUUGGUCAUUUGCGCGACUUAGAAUUAUUCCAUACUACAUCUUACCAAAAAGUAACUCUAUAGAAGAAAUUGAUAGCAUCCACAGCAAAUUAUUGGUGUUUGUAAGAAACUGCAUAUCCAAACAAACAUUUCGGUAUAUUUGUGCAAAUAUUUAGAUAUUUAUUCGAAUUUGAAAUUCAAUGUUAUUCUGCUUUAUAGAUGACCCUUAAUGGAUAUUAUAAUUGAUAUCUUUACAAACGUAUGAACAUUGUGUAUACUUAAAUUGCCACUAUUGUAAUUCUAAUGACAAAUUUGACUUCCGGCGUACGGACCGUCGACACGGUGUCCAGGGCUCCGAAUGAAAAUGUUCUGAAAAUCAUACUUUCAAGAAACAGAUGUAUAUUUGUAUAAUGACGCUUAAGGGAAUUAAAAGGAUCCUAUUCAUGUUUGGAGUAGCCUGUGUCGCUGUGCUGAUUUUAAGUUAUAAAUAUAUAUCUACCGAAGACUUACAAGGAACCAGUCUUUUUGUUCAGACUAAAAAUCUUCCCCAACUGAUGAUGGACGGACAGGGAUCUCUGGAAAAGUUCAAAGAAAGACAAGCACAUCUACUUGAAAACUGCCAUCCUAACACCAAUUUUGAGAAGAAUCCAAAAUUUGAAUAUGUUAAAAAAAGAUUUCUUCUAUAUGAUUCUAAAUCAAACUUUGUCUUCUGUAUGGUACAAAAGAUAGGCUGCACUUUCUGGCGAAGACUAUUUCAUUCAUUAAAAUACAAGGACAUUUCAGAUGUGUAUACCAUCAAUCCUGAAAAAGUUCACACGGAAAAUCUUCCUACCUUAGGGCACCUAAAUAUCACCGAGGCUUCGCGAGUUUUAAGAUCAGCGAAUACAGCAAUGUUUGUCCGAGAUCCCUACGAACGUAUCUUUUCUGCAUACUUAGAUAAGUUGUACAAUAUAAAUCGUCAUUAUAUGGAACACCUCGGGCGAGAUAUAGUAAAAUCAAGAAAAAAACCCACAACUUUAAGCUUAAGAUGUGGUCAUGAUGUGUCCUUCUCAGAACUGAUACGAUAUUUAGUGGAACAGAAGAGAAAGAGUCAAGAAGUCGAUGAGCACUUCUCACCUAUACACACCCAUUGUUUACCAUGUCAGAUAAAAUAUAACUUCACAGGAAAAAUGGAGUCUUUCGAUGAAGAUGUAUCGGAAAUAAUGACGAAAACCGGCAUUUUUCAAAACGUAUCAGGUCUAAUGUCGAGAAAGUCGUCUAUAUCCAAAGAAAUAAACUCCAGUAUAUACAACAGCAUAUUAGAUGCAUACAACACUCGAAAGAGUAUGUCACAAUGCAUGACUAUGAACGAGAUGUACGGUCGUGUGUGGACGAUACUUCAACUUCGUGGCUUUUUGAACCCAGAUUUACCAAUGCCUGACUCCCCACAUCUUACCGUGGAUAUGGUUUACCGCGAGGCGAUCAAGAACAGUGACCCAUCACGCGUGUCCGAGUACAAACACAGAGGAUUAGUCAAGAUGUAUAAAACUGUGGACCGACAAUUAUUGCUACAGUUUAGGGAGUACGUCCUACUAGAUUGUCAGCUGUUUGGAUAUAAUGACAGACCUCCAUAUAUAUUUUCUGACGGCUGAUGGCUACAUUUUGCAUUGAUUCCUUCCUGAAAUUACAUUGAUGAAAAAGUCAUAGCAAAUUAUAUCAUGCGUACUAUCCGCAAUAAACAUGCAAUAAUUGAGUUUAUAUCAGAAAAUUACGAAAAGUAUCAGCUAUAAUGUUGAAGUAAAUUUUAAGUAAAAACUGUAACGAUAUACAUUUAAUAAUAUAUUCACGUUAUUUUACUACUAUCAAUCGUUUACAAUGUGGACAUAACAUUAUUGACUUACGUAUUAAUGAAUCUAGCAUAACCAGAGUAUCAAUAGAACAUUAAAUAAAAAAUAAGACGGGCAAAAACCGAAACAUUCGUGCUGCAUAAGAAACAUGGAUCCGAUGGAUUCUAUGUGGUCCUAGGAACAUUUUUUUUUUAUAUCACUCUUUCCCUGGAUACUCUGGAUACUAGGUGUUCCUAAGAACGCUUUAUUGAUAUCAUUGUCUCACAGAAACAUCCAAAAAUAUCUCUGAAAUGAGGGCAAAUAUAAAUGUGUCAAAUAUUCCUGUAUGAAUAUUCAAUGCUUAGUGGUAUUAAAAGUUUAAUCAUAGGCCUUGAUUGAACGUAUAUUGUCAGGUAUUGAUCUUUUAAUUCGGGCAAUUGUCUCCGUAUGUGUGCUGUAUUGUGUCAAUAAACAUUGUAUCAGUAUGAAUAUUGUCUGUUAUAUAAUUAGAAUCUGAAAAGACCCGCAUAAUUCCCUCGGGGGACGAUACUUUUCAGUUGCCAUACGUGAUUGACUUUAGUAAUGUUUACACUUUCUAUCAUCUUGUUUCAUACUUAACAAACAUGUUGCAAGUGUUCUUCCGUUAUUCCAAAAUACUGUUAUGAUAUAUAUAGGUGGUCGUUUUGGGUUUUUUUUUCUAACCAACUACUGUCUUCUUUUUAAAAAUUCAAGUGUAUAAAAGUCGAUUGUUUAUCCUUAGACAAUUUCAUCUUAGUACACGGGUUUUUUCUUCUUUUGUUUGUUUGUCUUUUCAAAAAAUCACGCAUGAAACAAAUCCAUGUCGUAUAAUGUAUUUGAAAAUACGUUGAAAUGGCACUUUACAUUUAACUUUUUGGUAAUGUUUAUUUAAUAAGAUUUGUUGAAUAUGUUAAUGGUAUUAAGGUUGAUUUUCUGGUUAAAAAGGGCUUGAUCAGCGAAAUAGUAUCUUUAACAUAAAGGUUAAUAUUUGGGACUAGUAGUUUUCAUAGAGUUUAACCCUGACAUAGAUCUACUGUCGGGAAUAUGUGGCCGUGAACAAA
Molecule: messenger RNA, 4571 nt
Organism: Pecten maximus
Lineage: Eukaryota; Metazoa; Mollusca; Bivalvia; Pectinida; Pectinidae
Product: carbohydrate sulfotransferase 9-like
Exons: 4
Coding region: 2083-3318 (411 amino acids)
Biological process (GO): carbohydrate biosynthetic process
Cellular component (GO): membrane
Molecular function (GO): sulfotransferase activity
Source: RefSeq, a predicted model, not a curated record